Anopheles coluzzii is the source of this 3646-nucleotide messenger RNA. Its product is annotated as glutamate receptor ionotropic, kainate 2-like. The record is from RefSeq and is a predicted model, not a curated record. Gene Ontology annotation, molecular function: transmitter-gated monoatomic ion channel activity involved in regulation of postsynaptic membrane potential; glutamate-gated receptor activity. The coding region runs from base 589 to 3513 and encodes 974 amino acids. Gene Ontology annotation, biological process: modulation of chemical synaptic transmission; synaptic transmission, glutamatergic; monoatomic ion transport. NCBI's taxonomy places the organism in Eukaryota, Metazoa, Arthropoda, Insecta, Diptera, Culicidae. The transcript has 8 exons. Gene Ontology annotation, cellular component: postsynaptic membrane; plasma membrane.
UUGCUCCCAUGGUGCUUCGUGGAAAGUGUGCGACAUGUGCAACAAGUCAUUUUCCUCAAACGCACGCGUGUCGCCAUUCGUUACGGAACGUCGUAGAGAGCGCGUGUGGUAGUGGACGGUAAUAUCAUAGAAGCAGCUGUUCUUACGGUGUGAGGCAGAGCAUUUUACUUGAAAGUGUGACACAAUUUGAGUGAAAAUUGCACGUGAAAUCACGAGAAAUAGUGGAAAAAUUAAUUACGAAUUCUUACUUACGAUGGUUUGAUUAUAUUAGAGUAUGAUCGUGCUCUAAGAUCGUUUUGUGUGACAGAUGGCGUGAUCCUCGUUUGCUACCAUUUAAUUAUCGUAGUAUCGUGCAGUAAUGUAACAAAAAGUCAUCAUAUGCAAACAUACAAGUGAAAAUCGAAUCAACGAAUUUACAUUUACACGCGCGCUAUUACAUAACGCGGCCAGCGGGAAGUCCGCUUCCGUAAAACCCAGUGCUUCCUGUCUCGAGAUCAACCUGUCAAAACGCAACCCCGUACAGUGAAAGCGAAAAGUGAUCUACAUUCAGUUUCAAACCACUAGCACACGCUGAAAACCAGUAUAAAAAUGAUCAAUGUGAUGGAAAAUAGUGAAUCUCGUCGAAAAAUGCGACUGUUUCCUAUGUUUUUGCACCGUUUGCUUGUCGUUGCGUUUGCAUUUCUUCUAAUAGGCCCUACCGAUGGUUACAAUGGUGAUUUCGAUGAACCAGUGGAGCAUAUUAAAAUCGGGGGUCUGUUUGAUGGCGACACCGAUGACGCUGAGCUCGCUUUCCAGUAUGCGGUAGAGGCGGUCAAUAAUGAGAAGCUGUCGUAUUCCAACUAUCAGCUGGAGGCACAGGCGGUGCAGGUUAAGUACGGCGAUCAGUUCGAUGUAUCGAAGAAACUGUGCCGCCUGCUGAAGACCGGCGUAGCAGGUAUCUUUGGCCCAUCCUCGCCCAAAUCGGCCCUCCACGUGCAGAGCGUGUGCGACGAGAAGGAGAUGCCGCACAUCGAGACGCGCUGGGACGCGUACACCAAACUGCCCACCCUGAACCUGCACCCGCACCCGCACAUUAUGGGGCGCGUCUUUCUCGACCUGGUGGUGGCGUUCGAGUGGAAGGAUUUUACCAUCCUGUACGAGUCCGGCCCGUGGCUGCCGGGCAUUUCCGAUCUGCUGAAAAUGUACGACCCCAAGGGUUAUACCGUGACGGUGCGGCAGCUCGAUCUUGGGCUAAACGGCAACUAUCGGGCCGUGUUGCGGCGUGUCAAGCUGUCCGAGGACAAGCGCAUCAUCUUGGCCUGCUCGAUCGAGUCGAUGCCGGAGGUGCUGAAGCAGGCACAGCAGGUCGGAUUGCUGACCGAUCACCAUCAGAUCAUCAUCACCUCGCUCGAUCUGCACACGAUCGACCUGGAGCCGUACCAGUACAGUGGCACCAACAUUACCGGCGUGCGGUUGAUCGACCCGGAGGAGGAGAAGAUUAAGCAGGUGGCCGACUUCCUGAACGCGUCCCAGAUCGCCAAAACGCUCGAGCUGCACGAUGGGCUAAACCCGGCCAAGAUGCGCGUCAAGACGGCACUGAUGUACGAUGCGGUGCUGCUGUUUGCCGAGGCCCUGAAGCACCUGAUCGGGAGCGAGCCGCCCCGCCUGCUCGAACCGAUCUCGCUCAAGUGUGACGAUCCGACGACCUGGAAGAAUGGGUACAGCGUCAUCAACUACAUGAAGAGCUCCACCAUCCAUGGGUUGACGCGCAGCAUCAAGUUCGACCAUCAGGGCCAUCGGUCCGACUUUCUGCUGGACCUCAUCGAGCUCGGACCGGCUGGGCUGGAGAAGGUGGGCGUGUGGAACUCGACCGAGGGGUUGAAUUUUACGCGCAAAACGGAGCAGGCGGCCCAUGCGAUGGAUGACGGUACGCUGCAGAAUCGUACCUUUCUCGUGCUGACCGCUAUCUCACCACCGUACGGUAUGCUGAAGGACUCUCCGAUCAAACUGUCCGGCAACGAGCGCUUCGAAGGCUUCGGUAUCGAUCUGAUUCACGAGCUUUCGCUAAUGCUCGGCUUCAACUACACCUUCAUACUGCAGGAGGACGGUGUGUACGGGUCGCUCAAUCGGGACACCAAGAAGUGGAACGGUAUGGUGCAGGAACUGCUCGAAUGGCGUGCCGAUCUGGCCAUUACCGACCUCACGAUCACCUCCGAUCGCGAGAGCGCGGUCGAUUUUACCAUGCCCUUCAUGAACCUCGGCAUCUCGAUUCUGUUCCGCAAACCGACCAAAGAGCCACCGUCGCUGUUCUCCUUCAUGUCGCCGUUCUCGAAGCAGGUGUGGCUGUACCUGGGCGGUGCGUACAUGAUGGUAUCGAUGUCGCUGUUUGUGCUGGGCCGCAUCUCGCCGAAGGAGUGGGACAAUCCGUACCCGUGCAUCGAGGAGCCGGAGGAGCUGGAGAACCAGUUCAGCUUCAGCAACUCGAUGUGGUUCACGAUCGGCGCUCUGCUGCAGCAGGGUUCGGAGAUCGCUCCCAAGGCUCCGGCGACGCGUGCCGUUGCGUCGAUCUGGUGGUUCUUCACCCUCAUCAUGGUGUCGUCGUACACGGCCAACCUGGCCGCCUUUCUCACGGUCGAGCAGGUCGUCUCGCCGAUCAACAAUGCGGAAGAUCUGGCCGCUGCCGGCGGGGCGGUGAAGUACGGUGCCAAGCGGGACGGCAGCACAAUCAGCUUCUUCAAGGACGCCGAGUACGGCACGUACGCCAAGAUGUACCAGUUCAUGAUGGCCAACCAGGACCUGCUGACGUCGUCCAACCCGGAGGGGCUGCAGCGCGUCAAGACGGAAAACUACGCCUUCCUGAUGGAGUCCACCUCGAUCGAGUACAUCGUGGAGCGGGAGUGCGACGUGACGCAGAUCGGCGGUUUGCUCGACGACAAGGGGUACGGCAUCGCGAUGCGCAAGAACUCGCCGUACCGCAGUGCGCUCAGCGAGGCGGUCCUGCGGCUCCAGGAGCAGGGCGUGCUGACCUCGCUCAAGCGCAAAUGGUGGAAGGAAAAGCGUGGUGGUGGCGCUUGCGAGAAUACGAUGGAGGAAGGUGGUGCACUUGCACUUGAGCUGGCAAACGUCGGCGGUGUGUUUGUGCUGCUGAUCGUCGGCUGUGUCGCGGCACUGUUUGUGAGCUUCUGCGAGAUGCUCUGUGACGUGCACCGGCGCACGCGCGAAUUGAAGGUACCGUUCCGGGAGGAGCUGAUGGCCGAGCUGCGCUUCGUGGCCAAAUGUCACGGCAAUACGAAACCGGUGCGCCACCGCAAGAGCUCAUCCGCCUCCGGCCCGAACUCGCUCGAAUCGGGCAUGGAAUCGGCGGAGCAGUCGGCCACCUCGAGCAAACAGGACAUCUCCGGCAGUCCGACCGGUGCGGCUGGCGCGGACGAAGCUGACCGGGACGCCGAGCUGGAAAACCGCCAGCGAAGACAGAAUGGUGGUGGCAAAUCGGCCCUUAAUGGGAGUGCGCGCAAGAUCAAAUCGGAUGAGUGAAAGUUAACCGGACCCGGUAACGGAUAAUCAGUUUCGGGUGUUGGUUGUGCUACAUUUGUAAAAAAAGAGAAGUUGAUUUGUUUAACAAUAAAUAUCUCACAAUCCGCUAAAACGGCUUGCCCGCGCAAAGACA